AUCGUCGAUCACUUGGCUUGACGUUGACAGACAGAGUUUCCGUGACUCACCUGAGCUCGCUAUCUUCCCGUCAAAACCAAGGCAGAUGUGGAGUGACGACUGCCCAAAUUUCUGACAUAUCUGUGCCACAAUUUUAUAACGGAGCUUUUUAUAUAUUUUCUAAAGCUAGUGACGUUUAAAAGACAAAAGCAAAUUAUCAAACUUGGCAUCGUUUAUUCAAGAAGCAACAACUAUGAAUGAAUUAACUCAAGAGGAAAUAAGACGGCGAAGGUUAGCUCGCUUAGCGAGUUUAGGAUCAAACAAUGCGUCGCCGAGUACGAACAGUACUUCUGUACCCACUUCUCCCGAUACGCCUGGACCUUCGAAUAUUUCUCCCAAUUCGGCGGCUCCUCUUCUACCUCAACAACAGCAGGUGACAAUGGAUGUUGAGGAAAAUAGUGAAAAACAGUGCAGUACUUCCGGUAUUGAUGUCGAUUCGGGAAUUGAAAAUAUGGAAGUAGAAGAGUCUGAUAGGAAAGAAGCAACACCCAGAUCACGAACUACUAGUUCCAGUACCGAAGUAUCUCUGGAUCAAGUUCAUUCUGUAAUAUCGCGAGUGCUUUGUGUCUCUUGGAAAGAGUCAACGGAAGGUUUCAUAUUUCUGCCUGACACAGCGAAAACCGUCCAGGAACAAAAACAAAUGGACUCAUCGGACAUAAUAAGUGAGGCUUUGAUGGAGGUUCUCUACAUGUUCUCUCGAGACGAGGACCCUUUAAAGGAAAUCACAAUGGACGUUUCACUGGGCCUGGAGGACAGUCCCAACAGUCAAACAAGUCCGCUCCUGAGUCCCAUAAUGACCCUUCCCAACAGUCCGCUUCCCGUGAUCUUCAGCGAGAAGUCGCAGCCCAAAAGUCUCGUCUACUUAAUGGACUGCUACACAAGAGUGGCGAUCGAGGAGAGGAAUCAUCCAAAGAGAUCGAGCAGUCCUCCCCUCUCGGAAGUGCUGGCCAUUCUUCGAGCUCAGUGCAUUCAGCACACGAACCUCGUUCUCCAGGGACUCGUCGGACUCUCACCCACCACUUCUCUGUCGGCAAACUCCUCGCCCAUGAUUUAUCCUCUCCUCUCACAGAAAUUGCCUCGCGGUUUUCUGCACGAACUCGUCGCCAGAACGCACACACAGUCGCAGACUUUCAACAAAAUAUUCACGCCGCUUCUCCAAGCGCUCUACUUGGCGAUGCAGCAGGGCAGCUUGGUGGGGAACACUCACCGCAGGCCGAUCGAGGCUCUGGAGGAAUUGAUCGACAUUCGCGUGGGAACGAAUGGCACCACCCGACCCAUAUGCCGACUCCUCACACACCAGGUUCAGUUCCUGCCGGACGUGAUGACGAGCGCAGUGGGCAGAGAGUUGGCGCGAACUUCGUUCCUCGGGCCAUUCUUCUCCGUCUCCGUGUUUGCCGAGGACCAGCCGAAAGUCGCGGAGAAGUUCUUCAGCGGCAAUCCAUCCACAGACAAGUCAAUGAACUCGACGCUCCAGCAGGAACUGGAAAGCAUUAGAACGUCUCUUCACAAAAUUCUACACGCGGUCUUGGCGAACAGCAAUUGCCGCGAGACUACAUUAGCCUAUCUCGCGGCCUUGCUGAAGCACAAUGAGAAACGAACACAAAUCCAAGCCGAGGAAUUCGCCCUCGCCGGCGAUGGAUUCAUGCUCAACUUGCUCUCUGUCCUGCAGAUGCUCUCGGUGAAAAUCAAGUUGGACACGAUAGACUCGAUGUAUCCGUUCCACCCCAACAGCCUAGUGGACGUCACUAAUGAGACGCGGUUGAAGCUGUCUUCGCAGGAGGUGGAGGACUGGCUCAAGGAGACGGGCAAGACACACAAGUGGACGGAGGCGAAAUUCCCCACUCAGUGUUGGUUCUUGACUCUGCACUGCCAUCACAUAGCUCUACUUCCGGCUCUACAAAAGUAUCAGAGGAAAUUAAGAGCACUGAGGGAUUUGCAGAAGAUGCUCGACGAACUGCAGGCAAGCGAGGCGCAGUGGAAGGACACUCCUUUCGCUGUUCGCAAUAAGGAAUUCAUCAAACGUUGGAAACAACAACUGAAACGUCUGGGCAAGUCGAAAUCUUGCGCUGACGCCGGACUCAUCGACCCAGUCUUGCUCAGUCGGGCUCUUCAUUUCUAUGCGUCCGUGGCGUCGAUUUUACUAGGUCUCUUGACUCAAACCGAUCCCAACAGCGCUCUUCCUGAACUUCCUCUACCACAGGAAGUACCUAAUGUCUUUACCGCUCUUCCCGAGUGGUACGUUGAAGAUAUCGCUGAAUUUUUACUCUUCACUUUGCAAUUUAGCCCUGCAGUUGUAGUAAACAACAUGGAUAAUUCGCUGAUCACGUGGCUCCUUGUUAUGGUUUGCACGCCGCAUUGCAUUAGAAAUCCUUACCUAAUUGCAAAAGUCAUUGAAGUCCUCUUUGUUAUUAAUCCAAGUGUACAGGCACGAACCGAAGCCCUCCACGAACAAAUAAUGUCUCAUCCAAUAUCGAGAACACACCUAGCCUCUUAUCUAAUGAAAUUCUACACAGACGUUGAAACAACUGGAUCAAGUUCGGAAUUCUACGACAAAUUCUCGAUCCGCUAUCACAUAAGUUUAAUUCUAAAGUCAAUGUGGGACAGUCCAAUUCAUCGCGUGGCUAUCGUCAACGAAAGCAACAAUGGAAAGCAGUUUGUCAAGUUUAUCAACAUGUUAAUGAAUGACACGACCUUUUUGCUGGACGAAAGUCUCGAGUCUCUCAAACGAAUUCACGAAGUCCAGGAACUGAUGUCGGACGAGGCUGGCUGGUCUGCCUUCACUCAGGAGCAGCAGCAGACCCGCACGAGGCAGCUCACCGCCGACGAACGGCAGGCCCGCUCCUACCUGACUUUGGCGAAAGAAACUGUAGCCAUGUUCCACUAUCUCACCGUUGACAUUAGGGAACCUUUCCUCCGACCCGAACUUGUUGCGAGACUCAGUGCCAUGCUGAACUUCAAUUUGCAACAAUUGUGCGGCCCCAAAUGCAAGAACUUGAAAGUGAGGAAUCCACAAAAGUACGGCUGGGAGCCGAGAAACUUGCUUAGUCAGUUGGUUGAUAUUUACCUACAUCUAGACUGUGAUAAUUUUGCUGCGGCGUUAGCUAGUGAUGAGCGUUCAUUUUGCAAAGAGUUAUUUGCGGACGCAGCAAACAGACUGCAAAAAUCGGCAAUAAAAACAACGACUGAGAUUGAACAAUUUAGAGGAUUGGCUGAGCGAGCUGCAAUUAUUGCGAAAGAUAAUCGAGCCCGUGAUGUUGAUUACGGAGAUGCGCCUGAGGAAUUUAGAGAUCCUCUCAUGGACACGCUCAUGGAGGAUCCCGUGAAACUUCCGUCGGGAAUUGUUAUGGAUAAGGCUGUUAUCAUUAGACACUUGUUAAACAGUGCUACUGAUCCAUUCAGUCGUCAACCUCUCAGCGAAGAUAUGCUUACGCCAGUUCGCGAUUUAAAAGAGAGAAUAGCAGCUUGGAAACAGCAAAAGCAGAAAUCUGAAAACAUAUAAUUGUCUUCUAGAAAAUAAAGCAGCUAAAAUAAAUAAAUAAAUAAAUAAAAGAAAA
This is a messenger RNA of Leptopilina heterotoma, 3593 nucleotides long. It is a transcript of the gene Ube4B, whose product is annotated as ubiquitin conjugation factor E4 B. The record is from RefSeq and is a predicted model, not a curated record. Gene Ontology annotation, biological process: protein polyubiquitination. Gene Ontology annotation, molecular function: ubiquitin-ubiquitin ligase activity. The coding region runs from base 233 to 3538 and encodes 1101 amino acids. Gene Ontology annotation, cellular component: nucleus; cytoplasm; ubiquitin ligase complex. Lineage: Eukaryota; Metazoa; Arthropoda; Insecta; Hymenoptera; Figitidae. The transcript has 7 exons.